This is a messenger RNA of Didymodactylos carnosus, 897 nucleotides long. Lineage: Eukaryota; Metazoa; Rotifera; Eurotatoria; Philodinida; Philodinidae. The record is from the annotation of a GenBank genome assembly.
AUGGCUGAAGUUAAUGUAUGCACAAUAUGUCAAAGUUCUCUUCACGAUGGUAGGGAUUUUGUAACAACAAGAUGCCAACAUAUGUUUCAUACUGAAUGUAUUGCCUCAAAUGCCAGUGCAAAUAGUAAUAAAUGUCCAAAUUGUCGAGCAUCAAUUCCAUCUUUUCGCAAGAUAUUUACGGGUUUUCAAAGCACAACAGAAAAAUCGAAAGAAAAGAUUAUAUCAAAUGAGGAUGAUGAAGCUGGUUGGAAUUGUCCAGCAUGUACAUACAAAAAUUCUAGCAAUAUUGAUAUAUGUGAGACAUGUCGACAAGGUAUGCGUGUUCAAGCAGACAAAUUAAAACAGAAUAAUGACAUUCCAAAACCUGUCCGAGAGGAACCAAUAAUUAAACUUACAUGUAAUACUCCCUUUUGCAAUACGCAUGAUCCGUCAAUCAAUAUUCUUUGUGACAAAUGUAUUUCUGCACUGUGUGUAGCACCAUUCAGUUCAGAAAUUUCAGACAAUCCUCAAAGAGCAAUACAAACUAAUCCCUUAGUUCCACCUUAUCGAUCGUUUAAUACAACUAACUCAAUACCGAUAGAAAUUGAACAAAUACAGACCUAUGAGACAGAAUGGCGUUGUGAAUAUUGCGAUUAUCCAGAUAAUUUAAGUAGCAAUGAGCAAUGUAUCUAUUGUCAGCAAGGUCAUCGACCUAAACAGAUUACAUCAUCACCGACUAACUUUUGCAAAAGUUCUAUUACGCCUCAAACUGGUGAUCAGCAGACUAAACAAGGUAAUGUCUUAUUUCAGUCAGUAUUUUCUCCCAUCAGAGAAUCAGCAAAUUCAUAUAAAACAUUUACUGGAAAAAAAUCAAUAUGGGUCUUCGAUUGGAGAACAAGAGGACAGACAAAGUACUAA